AGAUUUUCAACGGGAAUGUACUUUGUGACGUUAUUAUGUCAUCAACUUCAUAUUCCCGCUAUCGUAGAUUAAGUGGGUUUAUAAAGAAGAUAUUCGUCGUUUACUAAUUGAUAAUCGUUUUAAUAUUGUGAAUUCAUUUGUGAAGAAUCAUAACUUUAAAAACCCGUAGAUUUUUUUCAAUUUUAAAAUAUAUAAUAAAAAAAAUUAUUUCAAAGUGACAUUUGACAAGUCUUUUUGACAGAAAGGAGCAAUUUGCCUAUAUUGCCGUGAAAUUACAUGUGGUGUAGAACCGUUUUGUGAAGCCGGUUAAUUUUGUAAGACAAAAAAAGAGAAUUCGUGGCUUUUGAUAGUUCGUAAAAGAUAUCAAAAUGCACCAAGAAACGUUACAACUCAUCCAGAUAUUAGAAAAAACAGUUUCUCCAGACAAAAAUGAACUCGAACAAGCAUCGUCUUUCCUUGAACAAGCAUCCGCAACGAAUUUAUUAGGAUUUAUAAAGACUUUAUCAGAUAUUUUAAGACAUGGCGGAAACAGUCCCGUCGCUCGUAUGGCGGCGGGUUUACAACUAAAAAAUCAACUAACCUCGAAAGAUCCUUCUAUAAAAAUAACUUAUCAACAGCGUUGGUUAGCUUUCCCGGAAGACAUUAGAGAUUAUAUAAAGAAGAAUGUCGUGGGGGCGCUGGGUACUGAAACUAACAGACCGUCUUCGGCGGCUCAAUGUGUAGCGUAUAUAGCGGUGGCGGAAUUACCGCAAAGACAAUGGCCGGAUUUAAUAGCGAACUUGGUAAGCAACGUCUGCCAAGGCAAUUCGACGGAAAUGCAAAAAGAAGCUACAUUAGAAGCUAUAGGUUACAUAUGUCAAGAAAUCGAUUCGGACGUAUUAGUAUCCCAAUCUAACGAUAUACUAACCGCCAUAGUACACGGAAUGCGAGCCUCGGAACCAAGUAAUCACGUACGUUUGGCCGCUACUCAAGCCCUACUAAAUUCCUUGGAAUUUACAAAAGCCAAUUUCGAUCAACCGACUGAAAGGAAUUACAUCAUGGAAGUAGUUUGUGAAGCGACCCAAUCUCCGGAUUCCCAAAUCAAAGUGGCCGCUCUACAAUGUUUAGUUAAAAUUAUGUCUUUGUAUUAUCAACAUAUGGAAACUUAUAUGGCGCCGGCACUUUUCCCCAUCACCUUGGAAGCCAUGAAAUCUGAAAACGAUGCCGUAGCUCUACAGGGUAUUGAAUUUUGGUCGAACGUCAGCGACGAAGAAGUUGAUUUAGCCAUCGAGGACACUGAAGCUACCGAAGCCGGACGACCGCCUACGAGAUCUUCGAGGCAUUACGCCAAAGGUGCUCUCCAAUAUAUAGUUCCGAUACUUUUACAAAAAUUAACCAAACAAGAGGAAUUGGACGAUGAGGACGAUUGGAAUCCUAGUAAAGCUGCCGGGGUGUGUCUGAUGCUUCUAUCUACUUGUUGCGAAGAUGAAAUAGUACCGCACGUUUUGCCUUUUAUUAAAGAAAAUAUCAAAUCUAGUAAUUGGCGUUUCCGUGAUGCUUCUCUGAUGGCGUUCGGCUCCAUUCUGGGCGGAUUAGAAAGCAACACUUUGAGGCCCCUCGUAGAACAAGCAAUGUCGACAUUAAUAGACCUGAUGUACGACAGCAACGUCAUCGUGCGAGAUACAGCGGCUUGGACUUUUGGUAGAAUAUGCGAAAUCAUCCCCGAAGCGGCUUUGAAUGAAAACUUUUUGAAACCGUUACUUGAAAGUUUGAUUACCGGUUUGAAAGCUGAACCGCGUGUAGCCGCUAACGUAUGUUGGGCUUUUUCGGGACUAGCUGAAGCCGCUUACGAAAGCGCUGAUUGUAUAGAAGAAUCCGGUACACCCGAAACUUACGUCUUGUCGCAAUAUUUCGAAUUCAUAAUACAGAGAUUAUUGGAAACGACAGAUAGACCGGACGGUGCACAAGCUAAUUUACGUCCUGCCGCUUACGAAGCCCUAAUGGAAAUGGUUAAAAAUUCCCCGAAAGAUUGUUACGUUACCGUACAAAAAACCACCAUGGUGAUUUUGGACAGGUUGCAACAAGUAUUGCAAAUGGAAACUCACAUCAACAGUCAUAACGACAGAUCUCAAUUCAACGAUCUCCAAAGUCUUUUGUGCGGUACCCUUCAAUCGGUACUUAGGAAAGUCACCCCGGAAGACGCUCCCCAUAUAUCCGAUGCCAUUAUGACCGCUAUGUUGACCAUGUUCAAUUCUAAUUCCUGCAAAAGCGGUGGUGUACAAGAAGACGCUUUGAUGGCGGUAUCAACAUUAGUGGAAGUCCUAGGGGAAAAUUUCAUAAAAUACAUGGACGCCUUCAAACCGUUUCUCUAUCUCGGUCUAAAGAACCACCAAGAAUACCAAGUGUGCGGCACCGCAGUCGGUCUAACCGGCGACAUAUUCAGAGCGUUGAAAUUGAAAAUAUUACCGUACUGCGACGAAAUAAUGACCAUCCUAUUGGAAAAUCUCCGAGACCAAUCUGUCCACCGUAGCGUAAAACCCCAGAUACUAUCCGUAUUCGGCGACAUCGGACUCAGCAUCGGUUCCGAAUUCAAGAAAUAUUUGGACGUCGUUCUAUCGACGUUGGCGCAAGCUUCCCAAGCCCAAGUCGAUCGCACCGAUUUCGAUAUGAUCGAAUAUCUGAACGAGUUGCGGGAAGGGGUGUUGGACGCUUACACCGGCAUAUUGCAGGGUCUGAAGGGCGACGGACCGACGCCCAAUCCCGAAGUUAUGAUACUCGAACCGCACAUUCCGUUUAUCGUUCAAUUUAUAACUGUGGUAGCUCAGGAUAGCGAACAUUCCGAUGGUACUGUCGCCGUUGCCGCCGGUAUGGUCGGGGAUUUGUGUACGGCCUUCGGGGCGCCUAUGGUUCAGUUAUUGGAUCUGGAACCGAUUAAUGAUAUGUUGUCGCAAGGUAGACGUAGCAGGGUUAACAGGACUAAGACGUUGGCCAAUUGGGCCUGCAAGGAAAUGAGGAAACUUAAGGUCGCCGCUACUACGGCGGCUGCCGCUAGCUGAUUUUUCUUGGUCGCUUAGAAACAACAAAGAGAAUUUCUACAUCAUCCUCAAAAAAAAACCAAAAAAUUCUCAUGUCGAUGUAUAUUCAAAAUUUUCAAAAAUUGGUAUAAAUAUUGUUCAAUUUAAAUCCGUGACAAUUGCGUUGCUAAACUCAGGUAUAAUAUUAAUUAAAAAAAAAACAAAAAUUGAGAAAGAAAGUAUCGAUCAACAUGGGAGUUUUUCUUAAUAUUCAGAUUAAUUGAUACUGAUUGAUCAUCUACAUGUGUGCUGUGCUAUAGAAGAAACAACUACGGAAAACUGUACACGGUGAUAUAUAUAAUUUUAAAUAGCAAAAAAAAUGAACGCUUUGUAUAUAGUGUCUGUUCUAGUGCGCGUCGGCAGACUUUUCAGCUCAAGACUGAUGAAAAAAAAGUGAUGACAUUUCAGUAUCACUUGGUGCGUCAGUUCAUCAUUUUUAAGUAAUGUAACUUGAUAAAAAUAAAGAAUCUUUUCUAUA
Messenger RNA from Diorhabda sublineata, 3531 nucleotides. RefSeq names its product importin subunit beta-1 (gene Fs(2)Ket). Gene Ontology annotation, molecular function: small GTPase binding; nuclear import signal receptor activity. The record is from RefSeq and is a predicted model, not a curated record. The transcript is spliced from 9 exons. Gene Ontology annotation, cellular component: cytoplasm; nucleus. Lineage: Eukaryota; Metazoa; Arthropoda; Insecta; Coleoptera; Chrysomelidae. Gene Ontology annotation, biological process: protein import into nucleus. Bases 369 to 3035 code for a protein of 888 amino acids.